Pectinophora gossypiella (pink bollworm) is the source of this 1033-nucleotide messenger RNA. RefSeq lists its product as uncharacterized. The record is from RefSeq and is a predicted model, not a curated record. NCBI's taxonomy places the organism in Eukaryota, Metazoa, Arthropoda, Insecta, Lepidoptera, Gelechiidae. The transcript has 2 exons. The coding region runs from base 84 to 974 and encodes 296 amino acids.
GUUAGAUAGCGAGUUAACUACGAGUAAGUUGUGGCAUUGUGAAGUGCAGGCGCUUAAAAUACAGUUGGAUUGCGGCCACCACCAUGCUGCUCGCUCUGUCUUGCCUGCUAGGGGCAUUCAUCACGGCCGUCUCAGCAGGCAGCUGCGACUCCUGCGUCGGGGGCAUCUGCCACCGGAAGAUGAUCGUCUUGGAAGGCUUCGAACAGAUCGGCCAGAUUGCCAUCGAUAGAACCUCCAACAUAUUCUACUUCCACGUUAAAGACAAUAGAAGAAAAUAUUACACUUGCGCCUAUGACCUUGACAAUGUGGUCUUAAACAGAAUAUGGGACGUCAAUUUCUCGUUCGCAAGAGCAGUUGACCCAGCGACACGGGACCUUUACCUUUCCCAAGAAGCUAGUGUUUACAAAGUCAACCCUAAAGAUAAUUUCACCGACGGCGUAACAGAAUUCAACAGAACAGUUUGGCACAUGCAGUUCAAAGACAAACUGUAUUACGCCGAAUUCGGCACAGCAAAUGGCAUUAAAAUCUACGAAAAUGGAAUACAUACGGACAUACCAUCUCUUACGAAUUACAAAAUCGAUGAUUUCAUUAUCGAUAAGAAUAACGACAUAUAUUUCUCUUAUGCCUUUGCAGUUUACAGACUGAGAAACGGCCAAAGCGAAGCCAAACUGUUUGCGGAUGAAAUCUAUUCGUUGACUACUGAUAAAUAUGGUGAAGCUCAUUUCAUACAACCGUAUAAUAGAGCUAUUUACAAACUAGACUAUAGUACAGAUAUGAUGGUGAACAUUGGCAUAAUAAGCGUAGGAACCCCGUACAAAGUCGUGUUCACAAGUGAUAACUAUAUAAUUUACAGUGAUAUUGAAUUUAACGGUAUGUAUUUCUUAGUACCAGAGACAGGAAAAUGCGUAAUAGACGAACAACGAACCGGUAAUAUUAUUACGAAGAGAAUUUCAUUAGACAUUGAUAAGAAUUAAACUAUAAAUAAGUUGAAUAGAAAUAAGUAAAUAAAUAAUAAAUACCUGAUAAAUCAUAA